AUGGUACUUGGAGUUAGAGUCUUCCUUAUUCUUAUCGCAGUUCUAGCCAGCAAUCGUAUUCACUGUCAGUUGACAUGGAAAGGAGGAUUGAAGUACUUAGUCAGCCCCCCGAAUUUAAAAAACUCACAGACCCAACAAGACAAUGGAUAUGAUAUGAGUGACAACGGAAUCAAUGCUUUUCCUCGUGAAGCCCUUAACUUGGAUAACUUAGUUCAGAAACCUACUGGCAGAUGGUGGUUAGAUUCAUUGGCCCGGCUUCUGCACAACCAUCCCCUCCAUCUUUCGAAGUACGUUCGAGACGUUUCUAUUCCUUCGAGAGAGUCACUGAACUAUGAGACACCAAAAAGCCUUAUCGGUCUUCCACGGCUUCAAUCCAGAGAGGUUAACGGAUGGCACAUGUACGAUCAAGUCUGGGCAGUGCACAAGCUUCGUCAACUCCUAGCCAGUUACCGCCAAUGGUUUUCUCCGCGACAAUGGAGGCAAUUUCUACAUCACUCUCCCACUAAGUCCCAACUUCAACAGGAUCAAGAAGAGUCCGUGCACUUAGAGUUACUUGAAGCCGCAGUGCAAGGAAUUCGAACAGCCCUCACUGAAUGUCAAUACCAAUUUCGGAAUGAAAAGUGGAAUUGCAGUGAAAUCCUCUCUGAUAAGAACGCCCUUUUUGGUAAUAUACUUACAAAAGGAGUGCCUGAAACUGCAUUCGUUUACGCUCUUGUUAGUGCAAGUAUUGUUCGGGCAAUCUCAGAAGCUUGUCUUACAAAUAUUAGAAACUGUCCAUGUAAUAAUCGUGGGAGAGAAACCUUUGAAAAAGUUGGAGAUGUGAUGAAUUGGCAAUGGCAAGGAUGUGAUCACAAUAUUCACUAUGGACGUCGUUUCGGGCGGCGGCUGUUAGAUCCGCUUGAAACUGGUGGAUUUCAUAUUCGGUUUCUUAUGAACUUACAUAAUUACAGAGCCGGCAGAAGAGUUGUCUCCGAGAAUAUGCAACGCUAUUGUCGAUGCCACGGAACUAGUGGAUCUUGCACUCUAAAAACCUGCUACAGAAGAACUCCUUCUAUGCGCACAAUUGGAAAUGAAUUGAAAGCCAUGUACAACAAAGCCGCUCUAGUAAUGAGAGAUAACACCCUUCCAAUCAGUUGGGGGUACCAUGGAAGAGGCAGCUCAAUUGUACAUUUAAACCGGUGGAAUAAUCAACGAACUCUUAGGGAAGUAAGUCAUGACUCAUUGCUCUACCGUGGUGGAUCGUCACCCCGUCCAUCUCUCCUCAAGGUCACUUUCGACCGUUCCGGUAGAGAUCUAAAGCCAACAACUAAAGAGCUUGUCUUCUACGAGCAGUCAACAAAAGAAUUAUUCUGUAAUGCAAAUCCCAACCUACAUAUUCUUGGCACAAAGUUUAGGACUUGUAAUUCAACAUCCACUGGACCUGAUAACUGCAAUACUCUCUGCUGUGGACGAGGAUAUCGAACGAGACAUUACUACGCGCUGGAGAAUUGUGAAUGCAAAUUUGUCUGGUGUUGUCGAGUAGAAUGUCAGAAGUGUUUAGUGCUUAAACGACAAGAAACCUGCUUAUAA
Messenger RNA from Rodentolepis nana, 1569 nucleotides. Lineage: Eukaryota; Metazoa; Platyhelminthes; Cestoda; Cyclophyllidea; Hymenolepididae. The record is from the annotation of a GenBank genome assembly.